Molecule: messenger RNA, 3104 nt
Organism: Mirounga angustirostris (Northern elephant seal)
Lineage: Eukaryota; Metazoa; Chordata; Mammalia; Carnivora; Phocidae
Product: collagen, type I, alpha 1a-like
Exons: 3
Coding region: 1-1359 (452 amino acids)
Source: RefSeq, a predicted model, not a curated record
AUGGCACAGCCGUCCAUCCCGGGCCAUGAAAAGCAGCUGGGGCAGCCAGGGAUCCAACAAGAGCUCCCACCUCUCACCCCGGACCAGGGUUGGCUGGGAACCCCAAGCCAUUCCUUCUUCCGGACCAGGGAGACGGAGGCUCCGGUCACACAGCAAAUCACUGAGAGCUCCCGGAUUACUGGGGGCCAGCGAAGCCCCAGGGAUGGGGGGGCCGGGCUCCUCUUGCAGGCCCGGAUCACUGGGAGCUCCUGGAUCACUUGGGGCCAGCAAAGCCCCGGGGGGGGGGGGGGGGGGGGCGCGGCUGGGCUCCUCUUGCGGGGCCGGAUCACUGAGAGCUCCCGGAUCACUGGGGGCCAGCGAAGCCCCAGGGAUGGGGGGGCCGGGCUCCUCUUGCAGGCCCAGAUCACUGGGGGCCAGGGAAGCCCCCCCCCCCCGGGGAGGGGUGCUGGGCUCCUCUUGUGGGCCCGGAUCACUGGGAGCUCCCGGAUCACUGCGGGCCAGCGAAGCCCCGGGAGCGGGGGAAAGCUGGGCUCCUCUUGCGGACAGGCCGGGGUGGGGGGGGCGGCUGGGGUCCGGCCCGCGGGCCUCCUCCCUGCGCAUGUGCACCCCGGCCACCGGGAAGGGUCCGCGGCCGCCAGGGGUGCGCAGGGGCAGGCGGGGCAGCCGAGGGGCCGGGACCUGGACGGGGACCUAGGCAGGAAGGCCCGGGGCAGGCCUACCUCGGGGCGCCGCAGGGCGCCCAGCGCCGUGCGGUCACCUCCACGGGCCGCCCCGCACAGCCCCGCGCCCGGCCCGACACCACUGUGGCCGGACGCCGCCCCGGAAACCCGCCCCGACGGGAAAGGAACACCCCCAAACAACGGUUCCGGCGUCGCAGGGGACAGACCGCAACCAAAAUCAGAAGGGGCUGGCCAUUUCUCUGUGGCCACACAGCAAAGCCAGAGGGACGGACGAUUCCCGCCCUGCGACAGCAGAGGAAACCCCGGCCUUGACACGGAAUACAUCACACGGCAGGAAGACAGAGUGCCGGUGGUGAAUCCGAGGCCAGACAGGCGGUCAGUGGCCCAGAGCCAGGUGCCGUGCCGCCAGUCCCUCCGUGGGCUGCAGUCCUGGAGGGAACUGAUCCCCAGAUCCAGAGCACAGCUGAACCCCUGGCCUCCAACUCCACAGCCGGCCAGGAGGCCCCUCCCUGAGGAAUCCAGCGGGAUCUGUUGGGCCAGCUCCCGGAGAGGCCGGCAGCAGCAGCCACCCGGGGGGGUCAGCCAGCGCUGGCUGGGGCUGCUGGAACGCACGGAGGGCUUUCUGCAGGGACCGCACACUCGGGGCCAGAAUCCCAAAUGUGAGACCCACGCCGGCUGAGGGCGCACGCACAGGCCCGGUGGGAGUCGGCCCCUCUCCCUCUGCAUCAACCUGAGCUGCUUCCUACAGCCACAGGAGGACAUGUGCAGAGCACCCCACCACAGCCAGCCUGCACUGCACCUUGAGGUUGGAGAUUGUUCAGUCUGGGAUACGACAGCCCAGAAACGAUGCCGCCUGUCCACAUGCCAGAGCCAAGCUCCACAUUGGAGAGCUGGGGAAAAGUUCCCAGCACACUGUUCACUAAACGCAUCAGCUUUGUGUCCAUAUCAGUAGGAGACUCAGUUUGCCCUAAUGCGCCAGGAUGUGCUGAGCAACACCUACAGGAAGCCCGCGGGGUUGGCUAGUGCUGGCCAAGACUGCUGGAUUGCCUGAAGGCCUUGGCACAAGCCUCAAAGAUGCCGUGCUGGACAUCCAAGUGGGACAGGCCAUGUGCCUUGAGACAGAAAGCAUUCUGGAAGACCUGCAGGCACUUAGGACAGCUGUAAACCAGGGGGGACGAAGCUCCCUUGUCUUGCAGGCUGUCAUCAGGCUUCUCCACUCCCAUCGUGGGUCUGUAGGUGUAUGGUGUGUCCCUCUGGGCAUUGAGCAGGUACCGCCUUGACCCAGGGCAGGAAAUGAGCCUGAAGGCCCAAAGAGAGGAGGAGGGGCAAACUCGGGGGAAGGGUAUUCGCUGGGGAUAGGAGAAGCCUCCACUGAUGAAAACAAAGCCAUGGGCAUCCUUGAAUCCAGACGAGCAGCUGAAGGAGAAAAACCUGCCUUAAGUGAAAGCAGGGAGAGCUGUGGUGACCAAAGGCCCUCCCUGCACCCCCCCAAUCUCAGUAUACCCAUGUCAUCCUCCACUCUCUACUCCUUAACCACCACCCCCCCAGUCUGGACAAGGGGCAGGGGCGGUUUCCAUGGCCCGUGCCACACGCUGGACUUGCUGACUUUACCACUGCUCCACGCUCCCAGGGUUCACACGGGCCUCUAGCAUCUAUCAACCCACUCCUCCUGGUGUGCAGUGCGGUCCUCUCACACUCCCCGGAAUCCGCAUGACCGCCGCGCUUUCCUUUGCGAUGCUGGCCUCCCUCUUGUCUUCCAAACGCCCUGCAGGGAGGAUGCACUCCUCCCUCCCUCCUGGGCCUCCCCGCGCUCCAAACUAGCGUCUGCACCCCUCAGAGGUGCCUCCCCUCUGACGACCGGCGUCCCACCCCCGCCCUCCGUCCCCCACGGCCGCGCCUGUGUCUGCCCUGUCCGUGUCCCCGACGGUCGUCUGACCCUCGCUCCCUCCCAUCCCCCCGGAUGCCCACCGGAGCCUCUCCCCAGACUCUCUGCAGAGCCCUGACGCUUCCGGAUCCCCACUCCGGACACGGCCUACUGUCCAUGCGGGUCUGGAUCUCCUGGGAGCCCUAACGGGGCCAGCCACUCCGACCGGAAAGGAAGGGGGGGACCGUUCGCGUGAAAGGCUUCUGGGCGUAAACACACGCCAUCAAAGGAAUGGUUCCAAGAGCCUUUUGUUCCACUGAGCUGAAUCUCAUUCCUUCACUCCUUCAACAAAUACUUAAGCGUCUCCUUCGUGGCAUCUUCUGGGGAUGAAAGAGUGAGCAAACCAGACCGAAGUAGUCUGUGCCUUCCUUCCCUUCAGAGGUGACAAAUAUUUUUAUUGGACACCUGCUGCAGCAAAGAGCUCUCCUGGGCCUCGUGGGGGCGACAAAGACCAAAAUAUUGAACAGUCACCCCACCUAAGCACCUGGGAGAGGCGGGGG